GAUAGUCUUGAGGCGUCUUUUGUUGCGCACGCGCGUAUUUUUAGUAAAAUUUGUGUGAACUGUGAGGGUGUUGACCGAUUUGUGUUAUAUUCACCAAAAGCAACAACGUAUUCCAGAAAUAAUUAAAUAUUUAAUUAAUUUAACAUCACAUGGAAGUUUGAAACCAUAAAUUAAUUGCUGAUUACGCAUAGGAGACCGUCUUAUUAUCCACACUUAUCGGGAUGUGAUCAAGAUGGACCAAGAAUUAGUCCCUUUAGAAGCUGGGGUGCCAAGACCUAGACCAUCUCGACAAACAAGCGUUCCUAAUAGAUCCUGUUACAAAGGUCCCAUAAGAUUAUGCAGGCUGCUUAUUUUGAUGAUUGUCCUCCCAUCUAUAUGUAUCUUCACUCCACUAUAUAUGAAAUAUCGUGUUUUCUCCGGCCAAAUGUAUCCUAUGAGCAUGACAGAUAUGCGGCUCAUUGAUGGCAAGAUAUCACCUACUUGGUGCCAGACACAGGUAGUAAAAUCGAAUGCAACAUUCAACGCGUUCGUAGUCCCAGAUCUCCCAGAGUUGACUGAAGACUUAGUUCCUGUCUCAAUGACACGACAACUUGAACUGGAGGAUGAUAUGAAAGAGUACUGGGGCUUUUACCUGCUGAAGGGAUCUACUGUGACUGUAUCAGCCUGUUGCAGAUGGCCAGGUGCAUCACUAAUAAUGAUAAAAGGCUACAAACACCUGCAGGAGUGCGCGUACAUUGGUGACGAUUCGUCUGAAGAACUGGACGAACUACUAGAAGCACACCAGCUGGGACUCAUGAACAACGCCACGCUCUGGGAAAAGAUUAUGCAGCUGAAAAAAGAAGACGGAAAAGCUAAUGAUCCUGAAGCAAUGAAGCGCCACAAGGCUGGUGUGAGUUUUCACGAUCCCUCUCACGUCAGUAACGUUACAUCAUCUGCAGGGGUCCCAGACAUCGAUGUUACUGACCACGAUCCUAAAGAAUUACGAGCAAUACUCGAGCACCUACAUGCACUACGUCAGGCGGCAAAGAACGAAGCCCUAAAAGACUAUCAUCCACCAUCACACCUUAUUUCUCUUCCUAGUUUACAUCGCCACAGAGACACCAAUGUAGAUAAGGAUGAAAGACAAUGGAUCUCUUUUAAAGAUAUUGAUGGGAACUCUAGUAUCUCAGCGACACAAAAGACUGAAUUAGAUAGUAGUAUUAUGAACAGUUCACACGUUAAUAUUAAUCUAAAUAGCACCACAGAUUAUAGUAUUAUAAAUAAUACAACUCAAAUAAAAAAUGAUAGCAUAGAUACCGAAUCUAUGAAAGUUAAUAAUUCUAAAAAAAUAUUAAAUGAUAUUGAUAAAAUGAACGAUAAACAAAAAGAAUCCGAGAAUGACGCAGAGAGUUCGAAAGAAGUGUUCCUCGAUGUUCUAAAUCGUCUUCAAGCGCUUGGAGAUAGGGGAAAGAGAGUUCUUGUGAGGCUGCACGAAAGUAUGGGAGUAGGAUAUAAAGAGAAGGAUAUCCCAGACGUGACUCGAGUGAUGUCAGCGGUCAGAGGUAGUGACGAAGAACUAGAACGUCUCCGGAAGGUUCUCGUAGAAGCCAUUGAUGAGGAGAAGACCAGACCGCAAAGACAGGAAAAACGUCGUGUCGCUCGUGAAGAUGCAAGAACUAAACGCCAGCUGAUGCUGGGCCAUAUAGAACUUACCCAGCAGCUCAAUGCAGACGAUGAAGCUAGGGACUAUGCUGCUGAGGAGGGUUUGUCUCCAGAUGGCUACGCAGAGCAUCAUCAGACAGUGAACGAAACGACUCCUUUUGACAUGUCCAAUUCCGAAUUUUGGUCCUCAUUCUCCAGUAGUGAAGAAGCUUUGUUGGAAUGUGAAGGACUUAUUCUUAAUCUUCCACUAACACCUCAUCGUGAGUGCCAUGAUGGAGCUGACACGUUGGUUGCAGCUAGGGCCAAUGCGCUGACUUACAGAGUCCCAGCAAACGGCUAUUACUUCUUCGUGUUUAAUUCAGAGAAUGAAGUACAAAAAAACUUCAUCAAAGCUCGCUUCGACCUUCAGAAGACCAGAUAUGAUGUCGCCAGGACUACGCUUAGGGAAUGCAGGAAUAAGACUGAUAGAUGUGAUCUUCCACUUGAUAUAUUUUCCUCACAAAAGGUAGUCCUUGAGCUGCCCCUUCGAAACAAUGACUCUCUUUGGAACGAACAAUUCGUGAUAAUAUCGGAAUGUGAACCCCGGACUUCGGUCUACAUUGUGUGCGUACUUGCUGUACCUGUGCUUAUUAUGAUAUUUGCAUUUCAAUGAUAUAUAGAAGAGCAUCAUACUGAAUAUUUUCUCCAAGAACCCAACUUUGGAGUUGGUUUUAACUAUCUAUGAUCGAGAAUACAUGAAGAGGAGUACAAUAAGGUACAAAAUUAAACCAGAAUUCAAAAUAUUUUUACUUCCGUUGAAUUGAUGUUAACACUUUUAACUUGAAAUGUUUUUUUACGAUAUCGAAAAUGUUAAGAAAUAUGAAUCAAGACGUUGUUAUUGUUUAGUUUUAUAAAAAAUAAGAAAUAAUUAUAAUCUAUUUGUAGUUCUGUAAACUUAAAUAAUAUAUGUCUACCCCGUGGCUUAAUACAGGAUUUUUUCGAGUAGUGUAAAUUAUACUCCAUGUGCGUAGACCACGGAGGCGAUAACUUGGGAUUUAUUUUAUAUUGUCAAUUGUUAGUACUGUGUUCGUUCCAUAUUAGUUUUAAUUAUAUGUAUUAAAGUAUUGUAUUACUAUAUUUCUCGCAAUAAAGGUUAGUGAGGCUAGGAUUUUUAGUAGAAUAGUAAAAUAAUGUAAUUGGUUAUAAUUUUUGAUGAUUCAAAAAAGGACAGACAGGUACAAGAAAAGGAUUAAUUAUUGUUCUAUAUAAAAAAAACUAGUGGCGCUAUAACAUUGUUAGGUCUAGAUCCAGAUUUCCGUAUCUGUUUCAUAGUAAUUUGUCAAUGUAACAGGCAAGUAGGUGAUCAGCCUCAUGUGUCUGACACACGCCACACGUUUUCUUACGGAGAUUGCCUUUACCGUUAGAGCGAAUGUUAAAUGUGCACAUAGAAAGAAAGUCAAUUGGUUGCACAGCCGGGAAACGAACCUACGACCUCUAGGAUAAGAGUCGCACGCUGAAGCCACUAGGCCAACACUGUUCUAUUAUAUACUGUGUAAAAUUUCCUUUAGUUUAACUAGUAACCAAUUGUAUAAAUAUGUUAACUCUAAAUGCAACUUCUGAGUAUUGCUGUUCAUACUGCUUAAUAUAAUAAUUGUUAAUACUGUAUAUUAUUAUUUUGUGCAUUAUCAAAACAGUGUAAAAAAUAGGUAAUAAAUAAUUUACCGGCGUUUGUUUCAUAGAAAAUCUUUUAUACACUGAGGCUACUAUUGUGAUAUUAAUUCUAAGUCCAUUAUGUAUUAAAUAUUAAAUAUUAAUAGCAUAAUAUAUUAUAAUACUUAGCGUGUAGGUUGGCUCCCGGUAGACAGUACCGGUGACACUAGAGCUGAUGCUUUCCUCGCUCAACGAAUUUGUUAAAUCUGUUUUAAUUUUCUUUUUAUAAAUUUUUAUUAUUUUUAUUAUUACA
Molecule: messenger RNA, 3583 nt
Organism: Pieris brassicae (large cabbage white)
Lineage: Eukaryota; Metazoa; Arthropoda; Insecta; Lepidoptera; Pieridae
Exons: 15
Coding region: 233-2293 (686 amino acids)
Source: RefSeq, a predicted model, not a curated record